AUGAGUCUUGACCUUCAACAUAAGAGCACGCCCCCGUCCCUGGUCCUGCGCCAGCUCAGCCACCAGUCGUCACCAGUUCCCAUUAUACAGAUUAUGGUGGCUUCUAGCGAUCUUAUUGAUUUCACAAGUCUUGGACCUUCUCCACGAAGAGAUCUCAAUUUCCAAGAAUUGACAAAUUUUGACGGAUACCGCUGCGAAACUCACCACGCGACCACGGAAGAUGGAUACAUCCUUGGCAUACAUAGAAUACCCCUCAGUGACUCUUGUCCGUCGGAAUGCGCAGAAAGAGAACCGAUAGUUUACACCCAUGGACUUCUUUUGUGUGGAGACGACUGCAUACUCCCCGGACCUGGGAAAUCUCAUUGCUACAACCUUGCAGACGCUUGCUACGACAUGUGGGUAAUUAACAACAGAGGCAACAGGUAUAGCAGAAACCACACUACACUAAAUCCAGAUAAGGACUCGGAAUUUUGGAACUUCUCCAUUGAUGAAAUGGCCUCGUUGGAUAUGCCAGCUGCUAUCGAUUACAUUUUAGAAGUCACCAAUAAGAAGCAGGUUAUUAUUGUAGCUCACAGCCAAGGCUCAACUAUAUCCAUACUAAUGUGUGCAAAAAGACCUGAAUAUAAUGAUAAAAUUAAGAUAGGUUUUGCUAUGUCGCCUGUUUCCUCAUUGUACGAUGCUAAAAUGUUUGGUUUAGGCAUCAUGAAGGCACUUGCAAAGCUAUUGGAUGGAGAUAACAAUAAAACUCAUUCAGAGAUCUUCCCGCAUGGAGGAUUAGGACAGGCGGCUGCUAUUGGACUAUGUGGAUUCUCAGAGAUACAGUAUCCAGUUUGCAUAUCAAUACUUUUUGCAUCUUUAGGUUAUGAAAAAUUCCAGAUUACACCUGAUACCAUGAGAGCUAUACCUGGACAUAUACCAGAUGGCACAUCUUUGAAAAACUUCGUCCAUUGGGGACAGAUAAAAAAAUAUGGUUUUUGUGAAUUCAACCACGGUCCUAAAGGGAACUUAAAAAAAUAUAAUCAAGAAAUGCCUCCUCAAUUCAACCUUAAUCCAGUGAAAGUUAGGUGGAUACUUUUAGCUGGACUACAAGACAAUGUCGCUGAUGUAAAAGACGCCCAAAGGUUGGCGUCUCAAUUAGAAAAUUCUGAGUUUUGUGUAAUUGAAGAAGAAAAUUUUGGACAUUUAGAUUUCGUUUAUGCUGAUACAUUGACCAAAUACGUCACCCCUCAGAUACUGCUGACCUUGAAAACUGGUAAAUUCACAUGUAACAAAUAUCAAUAG
Plodia interpunctella (Indianmeal moth) is the source of this 1281-nucleotide messenger RNA. RefSeq names its product lipase member K-like. Gene Ontology annotation, molecular function: hydrolase activity, acting on ester bonds. The record is from RefSeq and is a predicted model, not a curated record. NCBI's taxonomy places the organism in Eukaryota, Metazoa, Arthropoda, Insecta, Lepidoptera, Pyralidae. The transcript has 2 exons. The coding region runs from base 1 to 1281 and encodes 426 amino acids.